UUUCAUGGACAGAGGUCCAGAUAUAUAAAGCUUUCAGUUUCAGUUAUUUUCCCGUACAAAAAAAAUUACUCACAAAAUUUCCCUGCGUAACGUUGAAUAAGUUAUUGUAAAAGUUUAAAUGGGAACUGUAACAUGUUUGACAUUCGCCGUCGCGAUUAUUGUAAUUGGGCAGCUGAACUUGGUGGAUGCAACUAAAGUUUAUCAAGAUUCACAAUUUAACCCACUCCAACAAUUGAUGUAUUUGAGAUCAGCAGAGGAUUAUGCAAAGCCUGCCCAACAAUCAUCAGAUUUAGACCACAGCAAUCACCAACACACUCGAAAUGGCAGAUGCUUUUUUAGCACACCGUCCUCCGGCCGACCCAAUACGUGGUCGAAUGGGGCGCUGGACGGGAUUGACCUCAGUCCUUUCGACAUUGAUCCACGGCUAAGCAAUUCCCAACAAUUGCCAUACCAAAUCCUCUACCGCUCAUCUGGAAAUCAUUUGGUUUUCGCCCCCAUGGCCCGCGCACCCCCUCCGAAGGAUGACGCCAACCACGCCAUAAAACUCUAAUAAUUUAUAUAGUUGGAAUAAUAAUGCGUAAUGAGAAAUGUAGCCCAUAGAAAUAAAAUUGAUUUUGAGAA
This is a messenger RNA of Folsomia candida, 621 nucleotides long. RefSeq lists its product as uncharacterized. The transcript is spliced from 4 exons. The record is from RefSeq and is a predicted model, not a curated record. The coding region runs from base 119 to 550 and encodes 143 amino acids. NCBI's taxonomy places the organism in Eukaryota, Metazoa, Arthropoda, Collembola, Entomobryomorpha, Isotomidae.